CCUACCCUUGAGGCACCACAGAGCAACAAGGAAGAGUUCAAGCCAGCAGCUCUUUCCGCUGACUUCUAAGAAAAGAAAGUGCGUUUUUUGUUACUUUUGUGAACGUUUCUUUAACUUCGGCGGCGAAAGAGAGGGUCGAAUCGUAUUUUGACGAGUUAGGGACCCUCUGUUCCCUGGCAAGUUGUGGUUGUCCGUUUCCCUUUCCGGUUGGGGUGAGCUGCAGUUGAUGACGAGCAUCCUGUUAUGGGGAAUCUCCUGAAGCUCCUAACAAAAGAAGAAAAUGAUGGCUGUGGUAGCAAAAUUGACAUUUUCUUGGAUUUUGAAAAUGCUACCCCAACAGAAUCAGAAAAAGAAGUGUUUGAUGUGGUUCACAGUGUGUUAGAUGUUGCGCCUCAAAUUCUGCAGGAGUUACAAGGUUACCAAGGGGCUGGGGAAGAAAUAAGACAAGCAAUUUCCAAUGCUCUCAAUGAAGAGCUCCAAGAGGUUGCAUGGAAAGCAGUGGUGCCACUUGUUGGAAAACUUAAGACGUUUUAUGAAUUUGCCUUAGAGCUUGAGGCUGUUCUUCCCCAGCUUCUAUAUGCUCUUUGUUCUGGACCUGAGACUCCUAUUGAACAUCUAGAACGGCAACAGGCCCUUGCAAAACAGUUUGCUGAAAUUCUUCACUUCACACUGAAAUUUGAUGACUUAAAGAUGACAAAUCCAUCUAUUCAAAAUGACUUUAGUUACUACAGAAGAACACUGAGUAGAAGGAAAAUGGCAAAUGCGGAUGAUGAUAGUGAAGGAAUUCAAGUGACCAAUGAAAUGGCAAACAGAAUGUCUUUAUUUUAUGCUUACCCCACACCACUUCUGAAAAUUCUUAGUGAUGCCACAUCAAAGUUUGUGACAGAGAACAAAAGCCUUCCUAUAGAAAAUACAACAGACUGCCUUAGCACAUUAGCAAAUUUAUGCAGAACUAUGAUAGAGAAUCCGAAUUUUUCUUCUAAAGUUGCAAACGAGGAAACACAUCUUUUUUGUCUCCGUGUUAUGGUUGGUCUUAUAAUUCUAUAUGAUCAUGUACAUCCUGUAGGAGCUUUUGCAAAAACAUCAAAUAUAGAUAUAAAAGCGUCGAUAAAAGUGUUAAAAGAUCAACCUCAAGGAACCGUAGAUGGCUUACUAAACGCUUUGAGGUAUAGCACAAAACACUUGAACGACGAAACGACGCCAAAGACCAUUAGAGGUCUCCUCGUUUAAAAAAGUCUAUAGCACAAAGAAACACAAGGUGCAUUCAACCGUUAGGAACAUUCGAUGGAAGUUCAAAUUCUACUUAUACCAUGAACUAACCAGGUAGAAUGGAAUAGACCGGGAACUUUAAAGGUUCAUGGGCACUGCUCUACUUUAUGAGGGGAUGUAACGUAAGAGUAAUUCCGACCGCUGACCUUUUUGUAAUACGUGUCUAAACAUUGCUUGAUAAUUAAAACAAAUCGGAAAGAGUAACUAUAACUAGUGAAAUUAGAGCGAAUUUCAGUUGAGUGUCGUAAAACCAAAAACCUAAUUAUUACACUGGCCAAUCAAAACGAUGGAGAAUAUCAAAGGGCCAAUGAGAAGUCAAGUUAAAACAAACAAACGUGAGUGGUCAAUUAGUGAUUUGUUCCCACGCCUUGAGAGGGUGUGGGGAUUUCUCUUGACCAAUCACUGUUUAUAGUAAGGCAAUCUAGGAUUACUUUCGACACUCGAGCGAAAAUUGCUCUUAAUUCGACAUGGAGAGCAGGGGAUGAAGAUGGAGCGACCUUUCCCUCUCUUUAGCACGACUCCAAACUCUCACAUGUGGACGCCUUUUCGAAAUCCUUGUCGCUUUUUAUGUAAGGUAGAACCAACUGGAUUUUGCAGUGCUUGUGAUGUAUUGUGACAUUCGAGUACUUAUAGAUUCUAAUGAGAUACGCUACAUGUAAAGUGUCACAAUACAUCACAGUGCCUUUUUUUUGGGUAAUAGGUCGGCAAUUUUGGAAAAAUAUGUAGCAGAGCAGUGUUUGAGAAGAAACCUUUUGACUCCCCAGUACUUUAAUAUUACAGUCCACCUCGUUCUAUUUGCAACUUCUACCAGCGUUAUCGAACCUACAAGCAUUGUGACCUAAGAAAAUUAACUCUGGGAAAUUGCCCUGAUGCAACACCAACUUCUCAGAACUAACUUAGUUUGAAAUCAGCGAAUGGAGUUAAGGAAACAGAUAUUCAAUCGAAAGUUCACUACUUUACGUAGUGGAAAAGGUGUGGUUUCUAUACUAACUUUCCGUCCUAAGUUUUUGCGUCGUGUGGGAUGACUUGAAAUGUCCAUGGUAUAAGAAAUUAGCGGUAUUUAAAAAUUGUCGCCCACAUGCCCUUUGUUUAUAACUCGUAUCGUUUGUGUAAAAAUAAAUGACAAUUGAUGAAUGGAAAGAGUUUCGGCCAUCAUUUGACUUUGUAAAUCAUCGUGGCGAGUUGUGUCUUAUUUGCGGCGUAUGAACUUUUAUUUUGACUAUUAAUUAGAGUAGCACUGUCACAGUUUUUUUAGAGGUGAUUUCGAGGAACACUAAGUUAUUAGCAACCGAACUUGAUUCUUAUGUUUGAGAUUCGUUAAAACAAAGUUAAUUUGUUCCUUUACGUCAAGAUAUGUUCUUCAGCGUAGAGGUAAUAAAGCUUAGUCUUCCUCGCUCGGAGUAUCAG
Pocillopora verrucosa is the source of this 2676-nucleotide messenger RNA. RefSeq names its product CYFIP-related Rac1 interactor B-like. Lineage: Eukaryota; Metazoa; Cnidaria; Anthozoa; Scleractinia; Pocilloporidae. Gene Ontology annotation, molecular function: small GTPase binding. The record is from RefSeq and is a predicted model, not a curated record. Gene Ontology annotation, biological process: regulation of actin filament polymerization.